CUGGGACAAGUAAUGUAGAAUUACCACCUGCUGAACCAGGAAUGUACCAGUUGGAUAUUACAUUAAGACGAGGUACUAAUUUAGCAGUUCGUGAUCGAAGAGGAACAAGUGAUCCAUAUGUCAAAUUUAAACUUGGUGGAAAAGAAAUCUUUAGAAGUAAAACAAUCAGUAAGAAUCUUAAUCCUGUUUGGGAGGAAGGAACUUCCAUUCUUAUUGAACACUUAAGAGAGCAAUUAUAUAUAAAGGUUUUUGAUUAUGAUUUUGGACUUCAAGAUGAUUUCAUGGGGUCAGCUUUUUUGGACCUGAAUUCCCUAGAACAAAAUAGGCCUGUUGAUGUUACCUUGAGUCUGAAGGACCCACAUUAUCCUGACCAAGAUCUUGGGACUAUACUGUUAACCAUGUUGCUGAUCCCAAAAGAGCAGCAGAGGGAAGGGACAAUACUAAUGAGGAAGAGUUGGAAAAGAACAAGUAAGACCCAGAGUGUACGUCUGUCAGACCUGCACAAAAAAGCUCAGCUAUGGAGAGGAAUAGUCAGUAUCACUUUAAUUGAAGGUUGUGGACUCAAAGCCAUGGACCCAAAUGGGCUGAGUGAUCCCUAUGUGAAAUUUCGGCUGGGACAUCAGAAGUACAAGAGUAAGAUAAUGUCAAAAACUUUGAAUCCCAAGUGGAGGGAACAAUUUGACUUACAUCUUUAUGAGGAACGAGGUGGAAUUAUUGAUAUUACAGUAUGGGACAGAGAUGCUGGCAAAAAGGAUGAUUUUAUUGGCAGGUGCCAGGUUGACUUGUCAAUUCUAAGCAAAGAGCAUACUCAUAAGCUAGAGCUGCCUCUGGAAGAAGGCGAAGGCCAUCUGAUACUGCUGGUUACAUUGACUGCUUCAGCUGCGGUCAGCAUCUCUGACUUCUCAAUGAAUGCCUUGGAAGAUCUAAAGGAACGGAAAGAAAUCCUAAAAAGAUAUAACCUAAUGCAGAUGUUUCAAAACAUAAAGGAUGUGGGAUUUCUCCAGGUAAAGGUCAUCAGAGCAGAAGGUUUGAUGGCAGCUGAUGUUACAGGUAAAAGUGAUCCAUUUUGUGUAAUUGAAUUGAACAAUGAUAGAUUGUUGACCCACACAAUAUAUAAGAACCUAAAUCCUGAGUGGAACAAAAUCUUCACUUUCAAUAUUAAAGAUAUCCACUCAGUUCUUGAAGUGACAGUUUAUGAUGAAGAUCGUGAUAGGAGUGCGGACUUCCUAGGCAAAGUGGUCAUUCCAUUAUUGUAUAUUCAAAAUGGUGAACAGAAAGCCUACGUUUUGAAAAACAAGCAGCUGACAGGGCCAACAAAGGGGGUCAUCUAUCUUGAAAUGGAUGUGAUUUUUAAUGCUGUGAAAGCCAGCAUCCAAACAUUAAUGCCCAAAGAACAGAAAUAUAUUGAAGAAGAAAACAGACUAUCUAAACAGCUUCUUCUAAGGAACUUUAUGCGUGUGAAACAUUGUGUCAUGGUGAUUAUAAAUGCUGCCUAUUUUAUAAAUGGUUGUUUUGAAUGGGAGUCACCACCAAGAAGUCUAGCUGCUUUUGUGCUUUUCCUGAUUGUAACAUGGAAUUUUGAGCUGUACAUGAUUCCACUAGUCUUGUUGAUGCUGUUGGUGUGGAAUUACCUCUUGGUCAUAUCAGGAAAGGAUAAUCGGCCACAUGAUACUCUAGUGGAGGACAUGCUAGAGGACGAGGAAGAAGAGGAUGACAGAGAUGACAAGGACAGUGAAAAGAAAGGCUUUAUGAAUAAACUCUAUGCCAUUCAGGAAGUGUGCAUCAGUGUUCAGAACAUCCUCGAUGAGGUGGCUUCUCUUGGAGAAAGGAUUAAGAAUACAUUCAACUGGACUAUUCCAUUCAUAAGCUGGCUGGCCAUUGUUGCUCUCUGUGUGUUCACAGUCAUCCUGUAUUUCAUUCCACUGAGAUACAUUGUCCUUGUCUGGGGCAUCAACAAAUUUACAAAGAAACUCCGAAGUCCAUAUGCGAUUGAUAACAACGAACUACUUGAUUUUCUUUCCAGAGUACCUUCAGAUGUGCAACUGGUGCAUUAUCAAGAACUGAAACCAGACCUUUCUCACAGCCCAAGUAAGAGGAAGAAAAACAACCUUAGCUAGUCAGUUCCAUGUGCUGAACAGAUCAGCAUCUGAAGAAGGCGUCAGCAACUGAACAGAUCAACAUUUGAGGAGGAUUUCUUCUCUUCCUAAUUUUUUGUUUAUUUUCUUUUGGGUAGUGAUUUUUUUUAAAAAAAUGGUAAUCUUAAUGAGAAAUGUGUAAAUACUGUACAGAGAGAUUAAGCCGGGAAAAUAUUAUUUCCGUUGUACAGAACUACAAUGAAAGUUUGAAAUUUAGCUUAUGCUCGAGCUUUGUAGAUGAGAAUAGCCAUCAAUAGCAUGAAUGUGGAAUGGUACGUGACAGACACAU
Notechis scutatus (mainland tiger snake) is the source of this 2424-nucleotide messenger RNA. It is a transcript of the gene MCTP1, whose product is annotated as multiple C2 and transmembrane domain containing 1. NCBI's taxonomy places the organism in Eukaryota, Metazoa, Chordata, Lepidosauria, Squamata, Elapidae. Gene Ontology annotation, cellular component: synaptic vesicle membrane. The record is from RefSeq and is a predicted model, not a curated record. Gene Ontology annotation, molecular function: calcium ion binding. Gene Ontology annotation, biological process: regulation of neurotransmitter secretion.